Messenger RNA from Cucurbitaria berberidis CBS 394.84, 2418 nucleotides. Its product is annotated as Mis6-domain-containing protein. The record is from RefSeq and is a predicted model, not a curated record. The transcript has 8 exons. Bases 129 to 2243 code for a protein of 704 amino acids. Gene Ontology annotation, cellular component: kinetochore; cytosol; nuclear body. Lineage: Eukaryota; Fungi; Ascomycota; Dothideomycetes; Pleosporales; Cucurbitariaceae.
CGGUAGUGGGUGGGCGGGAAGGCGCGCUCAGGCAGGUGUAAACACCACGACACGCCAGCUUGAACCAAUCUGGAGCAAAUUCACUGCUGAUCACUGUCUCACUACAUGCAUGUGGCUGUAACAGCGCGAUGCCUUCUAUUGCUGACGAGCCGCCCGCGCUGCACGAUGCGCUAGACUUAUUGCAUAAAGCAUCCAGGACACCAGCAAAGCAGCGGACAGUCAAAGUAUCCAGCAUAGUUGAUGUCAUCUGCCGACACGCGCUUCAACAUGGACUCGACCAGGAUGCCCUUCGAGACGUUGUACAGCUGGCGUCAGUAAAGACGAAUUUAGACCAGACAAGUGUAACAACACUGGUCAAGAAUCUGUAUCCCGCUCAGUGGGUACCCGGUGAUAUCAUUGUUACUGUCGUGGGGGCACUCGGUCAGGGUAAGGGCAAGCCUUCGCCGGCGACCCAAGAUAGCCUCGUAAAGUGGCUCACGGCUGUCCACGAGAUCAUUGAAGAUGCAAAUGUCUUAUCUCGCCUGUACGGUGUGCUGUUCAGCAUGCUAGACAUGAUCAGUAUCAGGACCUCACUGUGUCAUCUGCUAUCAUUGAUUACUCGCAGAAAGCACGUCAAGCCGUUCCGAAUACAACAACUCCUUGAACUAUCCCGGGGCCUCGGGAACGAACCUGCACUGCAAGGUCUUCUCCGCGUAUACAAGGAUUACUACCCCGACAUCAUUCUUGGAAGUACUUCCACGAGCCGGAAGUCAUUUUCUCCGCGACCGGACUCGGUGUGGCGAACAAGGAUCUCUGCCAUCCAAGAAGCUAGCGCAGCAACGAACGACUCUUCAGUCGAUCGUCAUAAUGGCUUCAGGGUGCUACGAAAAGGCCCAAAGAGGAGCAAGGUAGCAGUCAUUCCCGAAGUUCACACCUACUACGCGACUGAGAAUUCUGUGACUCUCGAAGGGAUCGACAACGUUGAAGAUUUUGUGGAGAAGCUUGACAGGCUAGAGCCGCCAGGCCAGUUGGUUGCACUCCUCACUGAUUCACUUCUACAAAAGUACGUUGAGCUGACGCCAUCGCCGAUCGUAUCAACUCGAAUCGAUCUAUGGCUUGCAACAUGCCUUGAAGAACUGUAUGAGGCUGAGGGUUUGGAGACUGGAGAUGCACAGUACUUGUCUGAAGUUCUCGAUGGACUUCUCAAGCAUGCUCAGUACACAAAGGCCAUGCACCCCACUGUCUUAGCGUUCCUCAAGGAGUAUCUACCGAUUUGGAACGGCCAGGAAAAUGUUGACAGCAUACUCGGUCUUCUGUCUUACAUUCCAAUCGACUCGUUCAAAGAUGUUUACUCUACCUACCUUUCCUCCGCCGAACGAGCUUUAGCAGGCCAUGGACCCUCCGCACACCCAAAGCUCAUCGAAUUUUACUCAUCUCUCUUCCAGCAUCAAGUAUCCACAACAUCCUCCAAGAACGACCGCCAUUCGAGUUCAAGUCACCGAGUUCUCAAAGACCUCGUCGCACAUGUCUCCGAACUGUCCACAUCAUUACUCCUUUCGUUGCCCUUGAACUCAGGCUCCAGUCUCAUAUCUUCUAUCCUCGGCUUCUACGAGCUCCUCUCCACAUCUUCCAAACCACACGUCAUACCAAUAAUCCUACCACCAAUGCAUCUAAUCUACCUGCUGGCUCAAAAUGCUUCUUCAACAAUGCUUUCCCGCGUCUACGGCAUCAUCGGCUCCUACAAGGUAGCCUUCGAUCAGCAUCCCAAGCCUGUAAAAGACUACUAUCCCGUCUCUGUUACGGAAAGGCUGAACUCUUGUCUCCGCGAUUUAUACAACAUGUUAUGGGUAUCUCGCGCUCUCAGCAUCCAAGACCAGAAGUCCGUUGGAUUGUACUGUGAUCCAUCACUGCGGGUUGCGCUCAAAGACUACCUGAGCAGCCUCGAUCGCGAUUAUUCCAUCAGCACCGCCUUUGCAUUAUCGAACAACGCCUGGCUGGCGUCGGGCUCGGCUGCCGCGUGGCGCGCGCUCGAAGAGAGGGAUAUUGAGACGGAAGGCUACGACAAGGAUAGUAUUCGAUAUCAUCAUGGUCCUGUGACUCCGCGUAGUCUGGAGGUGUUGAAGAGAAAAGGGGGUAUCAAUGUGGAGUGGGAUGGCCCGAUGGGCUACAAGGUCUUUGUUCUGAACUGGUUGGCGGAGAGGGGUUUGAGUGGGAUCAAGCAAUUUAUGUUCGCCACUGUCACGGAUCUGAAGGGCAAGGUGUGAACGCGUACGCGAAAAGGUUGUCUGUAGAAGUAGUAAAGAGCGACUGGAAGCAGUGAACUUUGAAGCAGGUGGCUAUGUGAUAGUGUGAUGCUGAUGAUGUAACAGUGCUCGUAAUCCUAAUUUCAAGUAUGAUCAAACUGAUCUUUUGCUCACAUGUAAGACUACUAUAGGGCAG